Molecule: messenger RNA, 336 nt
Organism: Chenopodium quinoa (quinoa)
Lineage: Eukaryota; Viridiplantae; Streptophyta; Magnoliopsida; Caryophyllales; Amaranthaceae
Product: RING-H2 finger protein ATL56-like
Exons: 1
Coding region: 1-336 (111 amino acids)
Source: RefSeq, a predicted model, not a curated record
AUGGAGAUUAUCAUAUCUGUAUUCUUGUUAUUUGUGGGAAUUGCAAUUUCAGUAAUAAUACAUAUUUGUAUUGUUGGGAUGGCAUUUAGCAGAGGUUUUGGGGCUGAGGGUGUCCCUAUUAUUAAGGGCACACGCUUGACUCUUCAAGACCUUAAGAAAAUGCCAUGUUUCGAGUACAGCAAACAUUCUGUGGCAGAAAAAGGGACUCCUGCUGCUGCUACUGAUACUGCAAUUCUUGAUUGUGCUGUUUGUUUCGACAGUUUCAAGCUUGGUGAUUACUGCAGAAGUCUGCCUAAUUGUCACUACUACUUUCAUGUUCAGUGUGUUGAUAUUUAG